This is a messenger RNA of Stegostoma tigrinum, 6627 nucleotides long. RefSeq lists its product as uncharacterized. The transcript has 14 exons. Gene Ontology annotation, cellular component: precatalytic spliceosome. NCBI's taxonomy places the organism in Eukaryota, Metazoa, Chordata, Chondrichthyes, Orectolobiformes, Stegostomatidae. Bases 89 to 1558 code for a protein of 489 amino acids. Gene Ontology annotation, molecular function: zinc ion binding; double-stranded RNA binding; protein binding. The record is from RefSeq and is a predicted model, not a curated record.
UGAUGUCAUGAUCAACCGGAAGUUAGUUUUUGACGACAUCGACGUCUUCGUCUGUGAAGAACUUCGAUUGUGAAAGCGAUUUGAAAAAAUGAAUAUUGCUGGCAUACAAACACAGUUUGAAGAUGGUGCAAGAAAUGUUCCUUGUAGCAAGUACUGGUGUGACAUCUGCAAAGUAGCUUGCAUAUCUGCUGUGAAUCUGCAGGAACAUAUCAGGGGCUAUCAGCACAGAAAAGUUGAACAAAUUUUAAGAGAGACUUGGGGUAAUAAAGUAAGCAACGUUACAACUCCUGCGAUGAAUACUGGUCCUGAUACAAGAACGUUUGAUGAUUAUCUUUUGUCUUGGAAUGCUGAUGAGCCUUUAAUUGGUCUCAAUUAUGUGAUUGAAUACCAGCGGGAUGGGGGAAGAGACCCAAUGUACGAAUGCACGUUAUGUGACUUCACAGGUUACCUGCGCAUAUUUGUUUCACACCUUGGUGGCAUCAAACACAGAAUGAAUUACAUGUCAAGAGAAUAUCCAGAGAUGGUGAAGUGGGAUGCAACUAAAUUAAAGCAAGAGGAGUUGUGUCUUAUCGUUAAAGAAAGAGCUGCUAUUAUUGAGAAACUGGAAGGGAGAAGGAGCAUUAAGGUUAUCAGAGGACAGGAUCCACCCAGUACAAUUGGCGUACUUAAAAGGGUUCCACUUCCAAGCAAUGAUUCUAGAAUGAAUCAAGGUGGAAGUCUUCAAGAGGGAAUGAAUUCGCAAAGCUAUGCACAGCAUUCAUACCAGGAAUAUGGAUUCAAAGAAUGGGAAAGAAGUUCCUCGCAAAUGGAGCAAGAUUUGAUAGAAGACACAAUGUACACAAGAGAUCAAUCACUGACAAGCAAGAUGAUGUAUUCAGUUCCAAGACAUGAUGAAGGACAAUAUAGAGCUGAAGUUCGACCUUCUGAUAUGUAUUCUGACUGGAGAAGAGAUGAUAAAGACUUUUAUGAAGAGAACAUUGGAGUUAUGGAUCGAUAUGCAGACCACAGGAAAGACAACAAAUCGCAGUAUCGAGAAAUUAUUUCAAGUGGAUAUGCUGAUGUAAAAAGAGAUAGCAAAGAACAAUAUGUAGAGGCUAGUAUUGUUUAUGAUGAAUACUUUGAUCACCGAGGGGGCCCAUAUGGAGAUCGUUUAUACGAAUCAGCUGAUUGGAGAAAAGUCCGCCACAAGGAACAUGAAAAUGAUAUCAGGAGUUCAGAUAGAUAUUCAAAUAUAAGAAAUGAUCAACCACGAUACAUAGAUGAUGGUAGAGGUGCAGACUGGAAAAGAGAUGACAGAAAACAAUAUGAAGAGGAAUACAGUGCCAGAGAACAAACUGGAAAGUCUGAUCACUGGAUGCAGAAAAAGGGUGAUUAUUCCCAGCCACCACGUUUUCCUGAUGUGAUUGAUAAUAAAAGAAAGAAACUCUAUAACUAUUUGCAAAGCUUUCAGAUAAAAAGUGAAGAUGAUGCGAGUUUUGUUCUGAAGGUUACAAAGGCUUUCAAGGAUGCAUUGAUUAGUUAUUACCAAAAGAAGGAAUCCAUUAUGUGGACAUCUUGAUCAACCGGCACAUUCCUGGUCCCAUAGGUAUCGGUCAAUAAAACGUUUGCAUUAAAAAUAUUUUUUAUUAUAUUCCUUCAAUAUUUUGUGAUGCAUUUUACGAUGCUGGUUAUUUCAGCCAGGAGUGUAGUAUUGCACAUGUAUGAUACAGUAUUUCAACUUUUACCUUGUUUGUUUCGGGAACUGAAUCCUGACGUUGACAGUCAUCCUUAUGGUAAACAAUGCUUUGCUUAAAGUUGCAAUUUUCAAUUUCCCCAAAGAGUAGGAAGUUUGAUAUACCAGGUGCAAUAACUUUCUACAAUCAUUAUGUCAAAGCUGGAAAGAGAUAAUAAUAGCUCUGGCACUGCAACGUUCACUACAGAGUUGGUUUAAGGUGGAUCAAAUAAGUGCUUUUUCCAGAAUGAAUUACAGUGUCAUCAACUACAUUGAAUCAAAAUUGUGAUGAACCCAACUCUGCUUCCAAAAUUGUGAACAUGAUUAUUUGUCUAAUGUAAAGAUUCAGGAUAGCUGUUUUCCAGUAUAUGAAUAAAAUAUCAGAUUUUUCGUUAAUGAUUUUGCAAUGUAAUCCUAUGCAAUGAACAUCAUUAAAAUGUAAUCAUGGCAUAACAACAGUUUUUUAGUUAUUUUGUGUACAUCUUUUUUGCACUCUCUUCCAUUCUUCCAUCCAGAAGAAUGGCUGUGAUCCAGUGUAAGAGAAAAUGCACCAAGACAAAUAGAGCUCUCAUUCAACAAUUUUUCACUGCAGAAUAACUUGCAAAUGAAUGGUUUUUGCAGAUGUCAAAUUACCCAAAAUCUAUCAGCACUGAAACUUUGUUAUUAAUUCUUGAUUUUAAAAAAAUCAACUUGGUCCAGGCUCUGAGGUGUAAUUUGUGCUGAGUGCAAAAUCCAACCAGAUUUGGUUUCCUGCUUUAUAAAAGGAAUCAUUCCCUAUGAACUGAAAUUAACAGUUGAAGAAGCUUUGCAACAGCUUCUUCAGUUUUUGCUAUGACGGAGACUUUGUCUUGUAUUUAGUUCUACAGAUGUUAUUAACUGGCAUAUUUUCUAGCUGAGUUAUUGAUACUAACUGCAUCAGUCUCUGUUUCUGUUGUCACCUCCUUGAAAUAACUUUCUAAGAUGAAGUUCAUGACAACUAAUCCUUUAGUGUGCAGACUAUGUCCUACUGCAUAAUUAUCUGGAUUUUUUUAGAACUGAUGAUUGUUACCCCAGCCAGCACAGUUAACUUGCAUACUUUUAAUCAGUACCAUUUCUUAAGAUUGCUUCAUGGAAGAUGAAGAUAAAUAUGCAUACUUCUGUUAGCUUUAUCCUACUCCGUCAGCACAGCCAAUCUUGCAGUGGUAGACUGAUGGUGCUCUGCUUGACGUCAGUAGAGAUAAUGUAGCUUUUCUUUUUGUCCUGUAUUGAGAUGAAGAUGUUGCUUCAUACAUAAUACUUUCAGGCUUACUGUUGCAUUUUUUUUGGGUGAUUCUCUAAUCCGCUGUGGUAGGUAUCAAUGGCCCCUUUCUUUCACCACAACAGUUGUGGGUAUGACAUGUCUACCGAAUUCCGGAGGAGGUUCUUAUGUAGGUGUUACUGAUGCUUUAAUCUGUUGCAAUGACUAAACUUUGCUGCAAAUGCCUAAAAUACUGCAACUGAUUUUAUCCUUAUUUUUGGACUGAGUUAUCAUGUUAUUAUUUCAACAUCAGGGAAGAAAGAAAUUGCAUAUGUUGUGCUUUGUCAUACUUAAUGUCAAAAGUGCUUUAAGCCUAAGAAAUUAUUUGGAAGGGCUGUGACAUAUUGCUCAUAACUGGCAGCCAUUUUGUACAAUACAGUUCCACCAAAGACAAUAACAUCAAUGACCUGAUGCAAUAUUUUUCUAUUCAGUGUUCAAAAGAAUAUUUGGUUGGAACACUUGGCAAAUUCUGCAUUUCACAAAGUGCAAUGCAAUCUUGAAAAUUGACUGUAACAGAAUGUUCAUAAGGAUAACACUUGUGACAGUCACAUUCCUCUAGAUGCACUAGUGUGGAAUCCUGUAUCAUAUGCUCAUUCCUGGAAUGGCAUUUCAAGUUAGAAUAUUCUAACAGUCCUACAAGUUCAUUGAAAGGUUUCAUGAAGGAGAAAGCAUCUGGAAGGUGUGCAAUAUUCUUUAUCAUUCUGAAUUCCGAAGCAAUUCUUUGCAAGAAUCUUAAUGUUCAGCAGAAAAGAGCAGCUAGUUUUUGCAGUUGGUUUGAGACUCACUAGAAAAUGAUCCAAAAUCUUUCUAAGCUCUAUUCAACUGCGCCUGAUGGCAGUACGUUCCCUAUAUGUCCGUCAUUCUUACUUUGGCUUACCAAAAGAUUUAUGUCCAGUGGUUCUUUUGUAGGGCUAUACAUAUUGCUGUUUGUUUAGGCUGAGUUCCUUUGUUAAGUUUACAUAAGUUAUUGAUCUUCCUCCAUUGUCACCUGAAUGCUUCAAACUGCUGCUCCUGCUCUAAAAUUCAGACAUAGAGUCGUAAAGUAAUAUAAAAUGGAAAUAGGCCCUUUGGCCCAAACUGGUCCAUGCUGACCAUGGGUGCCCACUCAGCUAAUUCAAACUGCCUGCGUUUGGACCAUAUUCCUCUGAACCCAUCCCAUCCCUCUACCUGUUCAGAUGUUUUUUAAAUGUUUCUAUUGUAUCUGCCUCACCCACAUUCUCUGGCAGCCCAUUCCAAAUAUGCACCACUCUCUGCAUGAAGCAGUUGCCCCUCAGGUCUUUCUUAAAUCUUUCCCCCCUCACCUUUUAAACUUCUGUCUUCUAGUUUUCAAUUCCCCAUUCCUGUGAAAAAAAUUAUAUGCAUUCAUCCUAUCUAAUUCAAUUCCCCAUCUCUUGUGAAUUUUAACACCUCAGUAAGGUUACCCCUCAUUCUCCUACGUUCCAAGGAUUAAAGUCCUUUCCUGGCCAACCUCUCCCAAUGACUCAGGCUCACUAGUCCUGGCAAGAUCCUCGUAAAUCAUCUUUGCACAUUUUCCAGUUUCACUAUGUCCUUUCUAUAACAGGGUGACCAAAAGUGCACACAGUACUCCAAAUGCGGCCUCACCAACAACUUGUACAACUGUAACAUAACAUCCCAAUUCCCAUAUUCAGUUCCUCAACUGAUAAAGACCAGCGUGCUCAAUGUCUUCUUCACCACCCUGUCUACCUGUAACACAGCUUUCAGUGAACUAUGUACUUAUACUUCCAGAACCCUCUGAUCCACAACAUUCUUCAGGACCUUACCAUUUACUGUACCAGUCCUACCUUGGUGUCACUUUCCAAAGUGCAGCACCUCACGUAGAAUUGUAUUUGCCAGGCCUCAGCCCUCUUCCCUGUCUGAUCAAGAUGCCUCUGUAAUUUUUGAUAACCUUCCUCGAUAUCAACAAUACUGCCCAAUUUUGUAUCACCUGCAAACUUACUAAUCAUUCCUUGUACAUUAGCAUCCAGGUCAUUAUGUAAAUAACAAAUAACAAGGCUCCCAGCACCAAUGCCUGUGGCAUACCUCUAAACACGCCUCCAAUCUGAGACCUUCGACUAUCACCCUCUGCUUACUAUCGAGCCAAUUUUGAAUCCAGUUAAUUUUUUUAAAUGUUUAGGAAAAGCAAGAUAGUUCUCAUCAUUCUCCUGAAUAUAAUCCUAAAUAACUUUGUUAGUAUGUUACAACUGGAUGAACUUUCACAAUCUAGAAGUGGGCUUCCUUUUCCUGCAUACAUGUCUAUCAGGAAGAGGAAUCAGUUGACAUAAAUCCUGAGUAGACCUGAAAGAUGAUGACUGCAUUUUACUGUUGAUGACUAUUCGGAUGUGCAAUUGUGCUGCUAAAAUUAUCCACACAAGAUAGGAUUUUUGCACAUUGUAAGGCUGUAAUGUUAACUAUUCUGAUUUACAUUAACAAAAAUAACUUGGCUGAAUUUGAUUUCCUUUGUCCAGAAAUUGCCCAUUUUAACUAAGCACGCAAUAAUCCACCUCAUGCUAAUGUGGAAUGUGGUUUACCACAGCUUUAAUUUCGAACGAGUAUGGAAUAUUAUGUCCCAGUCUUCAAAGUAUUUUUUAUUUAAUUCAUUUGUUUUCCCAUUUAAAAUUUGGCAAGUAGGAGAAAAUAUUUUAUUUCAUGUGAAUGAGUUUUAGGUUCCAGAAAUUCUAUUCAUAACCUGAUGAUUGACUUAAAUGAGGCAUGAAUUGGCUGAUUGUAUUGGAUACUUUAAGUAUUCUGUUAAAGCUUUCACUCUAAUAAUUGAUACUUUACAGACCAAUUGGGGAAUCCAUCGAGUUUUAUGCGCAAAACAAUCACAUGAAAGUUUCAUAUGGCUAUUCGAAACUUAAUAUCUUUAGAACUCUGGUUGAUGGGAAUUCCUGCUGGAGAGGAAAAAAAAGCGAAAUAAAAUUAGCAUCAACUGCAGUGUUUUACAAGAGAAGACUAAAACAUACCUCUUUGCAAUAAAACAUGGUAUUGAUGUUGAACUCUAGCUGACUCCAGUCAUUCACAAGCUAAGCUGACUCCCAGAUAAUUUUUCAAGAAUGUGGUCAACCUGAGCAAGUAGAAAAUUGUCUACUGUGAUGAUUUUAUCAACUUCCUCUUUGCUUUUCAAACAGAACUGCUGCUACUUUCUACCUUGUUCUGUCCACUAUGCACAGUCUUUGAACAUGAAUAGGAAACAUCUUAUUAUUUUCUGUUCUUCCAUUGAUGUAUUGAUCAUGCUGCAAACUGGAUCUUUCAAAGGCUGAGCUUUUAAAAGAAAAGUCUUCAUUUUGAAACUUUUUCUUCAGUUUUUGCUGCAAAUUCACAAUUAGCUUUAUUUCAGCUAAAUUGGAUAAAGAACCUUGAAAAUAAGUAAUGCUUGGGAUCUGGUAUUGUUUGUUUCACUAAACUCGAGUUUCAUAUGCUGAUCUCAAAUUGAUUACCAAGUGUACUUGACGGAUAAUCCCAAUGAGCUUUAUUUACUGUCAGCCUAAAAUGCUUCAAGAUCUUAAAUUGUAGUAAAUAAAUUAGACUAGGUUUCUUCUUUUGAGGAAAAAAAGAUGUUCUUAUGCUUUGUUUUUAACUAAACAGUGUCUAAAUAGUUCUUGCUGUGUCCCAUUUCAAACCUUUUUUCCCUUGCCCAACC